AUGACUAAAUUACUUGACAAAUUUGAAAAAUAUCCAUUAUUAUUUGGACCAUCUCCAAUCUCCAAGUUUGAUAACUUAGCUUCUAACUUAGGUAACAAGGUCAACAUAUAUGCUAAAAGAGAAGAUAGAAAUUCCGGUUUAGCAUUUGCUGGUAACAAACUAAGAAAGUUUGAAUAUAUUGUUCCUGAUAUUCUUGCAGGUGACUACACCCACAUUGUUUCUAUUGGUGGUAUCCAAUCCAACCAAACCUUAAUGACUGUUGCAACUGCUUCCAAGCUAGGUUUAAAGGCUGUCACUGUCCAGGAAAACUGGGUUCCAAUUCCAGAAGAAGAGAAGGACACCUAUGACAAGGUCGGUAACAUCGAAGCAGCAAGAAUUAUGGGUGGUGAUGUCCGUUUAGUCCCUGAUGGUUUUGACAUUGGUAUGAGAAAGUCUUUUGAAGAUGCAAUGAAUGAGCUUAAAGAGCAGGGAUACAAACCAUACCCGGUUCCAGCGGGCUGUUCUGAACACAAAUAUGGUGGUUUAGGUUUCGUUGGUUUUGCUGAUGAAGUCAUUGAGCAAGAAAAGGAAUUAGGCAUCAAAUUCGAUAAAAUCGUUGUUUGUUGUGUUACUGGUUCUACUGCAGCAGGUAUUUUUGUUGGUAUGGCACAAUAUGGUAGAGAAAAUGAUGUUAUUGCAAUUGAUGCUUCUGGUAAGCCUGAAAAGACCUUUGAACAAACUCUAAGAAUUAUCAACGACACUUCAAAAUUGAUUGGUUUGAACAAGAAAUUCGAUACCUUCAACUUUGAUACCCGUUUCGGUGGCCCAGUCUACGGUAUUCCAAACGAAGGUACUAUUGAAGCUAUCAAGCUUCUCGGUCAAACCGAAGGUACUUUGACUGACCCAGUUUAUGAAGGUAAGUCCAUGCAAGGUUUGAUUCAGUUAGUCAGAGAAGAUGCCUUUGAAAAAGGUUCCAAUAUUCUUUACGUCCACUUGGGUGGUGCAUCCGCAUUAUCUGCAUACAAAUCUUACUUUAAAUAA
This is a messenger RNA of Pichia kudriavzevii, 1020 nucleotides long. RefSeq lists its product as uncharacterized. Gene Ontology annotation, biological process: amine catabolic process. Gene Ontology annotation, molecular function: D-cysteine desulfhydrase activity; pyridoxal phosphate binding; 1-aminocyclopropane-1-carboxylate deaminase activity. The transcript has a single exon. Bases 1 to 1020 code for a protein of 339 amino acids. NCBI's taxonomy places the organism in Eukaryota, Fungi, Ascomycota, Pichiomycetes, Pichiales, Pichiaceae. The record is from RefSeq and is a predicted model, not a curated record.